Messenger RNA from Alligator sinensis (Chinese alligator), 1549 nucleotides. Its product is annotated as olfactory receptor 10V1-like. Gene Ontology annotation, cellular component: membrane. NCBI's taxonomy places the organism in Eukaryota, Metazoa, Chordata, Crocodylia, Alligatoridae. The record is from RefSeq and is a predicted model, not a curated record. Gene Ontology annotation, molecular function: G protein-coupled receptor activity; olfactory receptor activity. Gene Ontology annotation, biological process: G protein-coupled receptor signaling pathway. Bases 16 to 963 code for a protein of 315 amino acids. The transcript has a single exon.
CCAUGUCCUGGUUCCAUGGGGGAUGAAAACCAAACUGGACCAAUACUGUUCCACUUCCGUCCCUUCUCAAACCUUCCUGAAGUCCAGCAGUUGAUUUUCAUACCCUUCCUACUCCUGUACCUGCUCAGCCUCUCUGGAAAUGCUGCUGUUGCUCUUGUUGUAUGGACCAACCACUCCCUCCACACCCCCAUGUACUUCUUCCUAGCCAACCUGGCAGCACUAGAGAUCUGCUACUCCUCUGUCAUUGCACCACUGACCCUGGCCAGCCUCCUGUCUGGAAGGAAGGCCACCAUCUCCCUUGCUGGCUGUGGUACCCAGAUGUUCUUCUUCGUCUUUCUGGGUGGGGCUGACUGCAUGCUCCUGGCUGUCAUGGCAUUCGAUCGAUAUGUGGCCAUCUGCCACCCACUGCGCUACCCCCUCAUAAUGAGCUGGAAGGUCUGUGUGCGCUUUGCAGCUGGGUCAUUGGUUCUGGGCUUCCUCUUUGCUCUGCAAGUUACUAUUUUGCUCUUCUACCACCCAUUUUGUGGUAACAAUGAAAUCGACCACUUCUACUGUGAUGCAAUGCCCAUGCUACUACUGGUGUGUGGCAACACUAAGAGCCUUGAGGUUAUCAUUUUUUUUGCAAACAUCAUAACUCUGACUGUCCCCUUCCUGAUGAUCUGUGUCUCCUACGUACUUAUUGUGUCUGCCAUUUUGCGGAUCCGCUCUGCAGCCAGCCGUCACCGUGCUUUCUCCACCUGUUCCUCCCACCUGAUAGUUGUCCUUCUACAAUAUGGCUGCACCAUUUUCAUUUACUCUCACACCAGUUCUACCUACUCCCCGCAACAAGGCCGGGUGCUGUCUGUGUUCUACACCUUUUUGAAUCCUGCACUGAACCCCCUGAUCUACAGCAUGAGGAAUAAGGAACUGAAGGAUGCUCUGAGCAGAGUGCUGGGGAAGAAUGUGAUUUCCCAGAGGAAGUGAUAGGUCUUUCAACACUGAUCCAAGGAAAAAUGAAUGUUUAGAUGACUCAAGCUGUUUGAGACCAGGAUACACCUUUAGAACACUAGUUUUACAUUGGAUUCAUGUGUAGCAGCAUUAAAAAUGGACCCACCUGAAGGGAUAGGAAGGACUGCCCCGCAGAGAAACAAGAGUUUGACCCAGUGGGGAUACUGUUUGCCCUGAGGGUGAGUGAAGCUGUUUCUGAGGUAGCCCUCUUGGAAGUGGAGGGGUGAUGUAACCCCAGCAGGGUUUGAAUGAGAGAGGUUAGAAAAAGCCUGGGAAGAGCCCUGCCCCGGGAUUGGCUGAGAGGCUUGGUUAAAAGGGGAGAGCAGUUUUCCCGAUGGGGAGAACAAAGGAGAGAGGGAGGGGGUGAGAGAUGGGCUGGAGACCAGGGAAAGGAUGUCCCCAUGGCCAUCCAUCCCCCUGCAGAAGUAGCAGCAAGAGGCUGCACCAAGAGCGCUGCACUGUGUCCAUUCUCCCUCCCUUCCCCUCCAAGUCCUGUGGGGCAGGUCAAGAGAAGAGCUGCCUGGGAGGAGAUUCCAAGCCUGGGAAGACCCUCCUGCAAGCC